This is a messenger RNA of Doryrhamphus excisus (bluestripe pipefish), 2990 nucleotides long. Lineage: Eukaryota; Metazoa; Chordata; Actinopteri; Syngnathiformes; Syngnathidae. The record is from RefSeq and is a predicted model, not a curated record.
UGUGUUCCUCCAGCUUGUUGUUAUGUGGGGCCAUUUGUCCAAUCAGAGUGGAGUGGCGUGGAAACCUCUGCGUGGAGAAAUCUGAAUGGGAAAUAAGUUUACUUGAUUUUGACAGCGGUGUUUAUGUGACGCCAGCAGGCGGUAAUGUGAAAAAAGUUAGUCGCCGGACAGGUAGAUCUUGCUGUGACAAGGUUCAACGUCUUACUAGUAGCAUGCCACGCAGGUAGCUAACUUCUCGGUGGGAAGGAAACUUGAACUGAGAAUAGAGUUUCCACCCACUAAGAUCAGUACAGCUUUUUUUUGUUUGUUUUGUUUUAAUUUUUUGUUGUUUUUUGUGUGUGGAAAGGACACAAGGAUGAUAACAAGGUACUUACGGGAUAGUGGGCGGGUUUUGACGUUUGUGUUCGUGGCUUCGGUCAUUUGGCUCCUGCUGGACGUUGUUCUUCUCCGAAUGUCUUUCAGCGAAUUCAACCUUCAGCAGCUGAAGGAGCGAGCGAUCAGGGAGAAGAAGCUCCUUAAGCAGCAGGCCAAAGUGAACCAGAAUAGGGACUUAAGGUUCCCUGUGCCGAGGAUGGACACGCCUGUGAUUCCGGAGGAGUACACAGACUGGCUUAGGUCUGAGACCGGGAUCCACACACAAGGGGGGAAAAGACAUGCGGAAGAGAACUUGAAUUUGCAAGACAAUCACAGUAAUCAAACACUGAUUCGAGUGGCUCCUGCUAAAAAGCCUGUGGAUUUACUUAUGAAUGAUGCACUGUUAUUGGAGAAGAACACAGUAAAGAAUGACGCCAUUGCAGGAACCCAGCAUAGUGUUGAUGGGCGAAGAGAUGCAGAAAUCAAUCUGAUGAAGACUGCACAGAAUAUUAAAGAUGAGGCCAAGGAAAACCAGGAUACAAAGAAGGAACCUACAGUUGAAAGAACACACACACCUACAACAAAGACACAUGUAUUUAAGGAGAACCACACUGAGAUGUUAUCAAAAGAGUCAGCAGUCUCCAUAAAAGCAGGUGUCCAUCAGGUGCUGUCCCUCGAUGUGACUGAUGCCCCCAGAGACCCCGCUGCCAUCGGCCAGUUCGGCCAAGCGGUCGCCAUGUCCAGCGACAUUGACAAAGAGGUGAAGAAACGAUGGGAUGAGGGAUUUUUUAAUGUCUACGUGAGCGAGCAGAUCCCAGUGGACCGAGCCAUUCCUGACACCAGGCCUGACAUCUGCGCCCACAAUGUGGUCCACGAUGACCUGCCUUCCACUAGUGUGAUCUUCUGCUUUGUGGACGAGGUGUGGUCCACCCUGUUGCGCUCCGUCCACAGCGUACUCAAUCGAUCACCGCCACACCUCAUCAAGGAGAUCAUUCUUGUGGACGACUUUAGCACCAAAGGUUACCUAAAGGAUCAGCUCGACAAGUACAUGUCCCGGUUCCCCAAAGUCCGAAUCAUUCACCUGAAGGAGCGUUACGGCUUGAUCAGGGCCCGCUUGGCUGGAGCAGCUGUUGCAAAAGGUGAAGUUCUUACCUUCCUCGACUCGCACAUUGAAUGCAACGUGGGCUGGCUGGAGCCUCUGCUGGAGCGGGUCUACCUAAAUCGCAGGAAGGUGUCCUGUCCAGUCAUCGAUGUCAUCGAUGACCAGGAUAUGAGUUAUAAGAAGGUUGACAGUUUCCAAAGAGGCAUUUUCAAAUGGCCUCUGCAGUUUCACUGGAGCACUCUAUCCAAUGAGUACGUUAAGAAGAAGAAUAUGACCGAGGCUGAUCCUAUCAGAUGUCCCGUUAUGGCUGGAGGACUUUUCUCCAUUGACAGGAAAUACUUCUAUGAACUCGGCGCCUACGAUCCAGGCUUGGAAGUGUGGGGUGGAGAGAACAUGGAGAUUUCCUUUAAGAUCUGGAUGUGUGGGGGUGAAAUUGAGAUCAUCCCCUGCUCUCGAGUGGGACACAUUUUCCGGAAACAGAGCCCACAUAAUUUCCCAAAGGACAAACGUAGGACAGUGGAGCGCAACUUGGCCAGGGUGGCCGAAGUCUGGCUGGACGAGUACAAGGAGCUUUUCUACGGCCAUGACAACCACCACCUGUUGGACAAAAGCGUCAUGGACGUGGGCAACCUCACCGAGCUGAUCGAGCUGAGGAACAGACUCAAGUGCAAGAGCUUCAAAUGGUACCUGGAUAACGUCUAUCCGGAGAUGGUUGCUCCGUUGGUCAAAGCUAAAGGCCUUGUCUUCAAUCGGGGGUUAAGAAAAUGUCUCACUCAGAAGAAAGGUUCUCUCUCCUUUAUGAUUUGUGACUUAGGAAACCAGCGUCAGCACUUUAAUUACACGUGGCUGAAGCAAAUCCGCCAGCAGGACUUGUGUGUUGCACCCGAGGUCAAAUAUAACAGCUUAGUUAUGGAGUCAUGUGACCCUGCUAAUGAUGGACAACGCUGGCUUCACAAAUCUUCCAACUCUGAACUGCCCGAGCACAUGGUCGUCGAGUCUUCUCCCAACCACAUGUGCCUGGAAGCAGCCCCUCAGGGUGACCAAAUUCGUCUCGCCCCGUGCGAUGCCAAAACAUUAUUUCAGAAAUGGACGUUUACAAACUACUUUUCUCAGUGAAGAGACUCAACAACUCUAAUUUGUGCUGCAGGUCUUUUCCUUGGAGCCUGUUUACAUGUGCAAUGUUUUCAUGACCACAUCCCUUUCUUUAUGACCCCAUUGCCUGUGUACUGUAUAUACUUUUCACGUGAAUUGCACAUUUGAUACACUCCAAAGUAAGUACCAUAGUUACUAAACAGCGAUUAUGUGCCUCGUGUUUCCUGUGAAUUAAUUAAACUGAUACUUGAUAUAAAACAUGUUAAGCAAUUAUGGACAUAGCUGUUUUUAAGGUGUUUACUUCAGGUACAACAACUGUGGUUUUAAAGGCUGCAUUAUUAGGUGGUGGGAAUUGCAUUGUGUUAUUUUGUCACUAGAGGGAGGCCUUUAAUUGUGAUAUUCUAUAGAAUAUUUUGCAAAAACAUGCAAAUAAAAUGACCAA